Molecule: messenger RNA, 392 nt
Organism: Saprolegnia parasitica CBS 223.65
Lineage: Eukaryota; Oomycota; Saprolegniomycetes; Saprolegniales; Saprolegniaceae
Exons: 1
Source: RefSeq, a predicted model, not a curated record
GUGUUGUGGGCGCACACAGCCUCGCGGAACACUACCCGUACGUACUCGUAGCAGUCAUCCGGCGUGUAUCUUCGAGGCAUGGUUUCCGUUGUAAAGUACCGGUAAACAAUGCAUAUACGGUCCCGCUGCUGCGCUCGCCGUCAAGGCAUCUACUAUCGCACGACUGCAUGUCCGGCACUUGGCUUCGCGAUGUGGUGCCAUCGCUUGACGCGUCGCUCAACACUCUCAGAGACGACCCUUGGUGUGCGCGCUACCUUGUCCCUCGCACAACCCCGAGUCACGACCACUAACGACCCUCGCCUGAUGCACCGGCCACGCCUCACGAGCGCAUUUAGACCUAUCUGUAUACUAGCACUGCGAUUGCAUGGAAUACGUAACUCAUUUCAGCAUUC